AUGGAUAGUUUUGUGGAACAAAAGCUGGAAGAAUGGAAUCUAUCCUGUUUGAAAGUGAUAUUUCAAGGUAGGGGUCGUGAUUAAACGUUGUUUUUUGCUGCUUUUUUUUCUGAAUAUGAACGAACAAUGUUUCAACAUUUUCUUGCUCACUUGAGAGAAAUAUAAAGUGAGGUUGCUCAAAUUUUCAAAAAGUUUUCUUUGAAUAUUUUUCUAGCAAUAAAAACACACAAAUUUAACACCUGUUGACCCUCGAGGGUCUGCCGAAAACUUUCCAAAAAAGUCGAAUCCACUAACAAUUCCUGACACUGUAUUGUUCAUAAAAUCUCAUCGGGGGGGGGGGGGAGAAGCUACGAAACUGGAAGGACGAAAUGGGGUUUCGUCUCCAUGGUGUCAAUGUUUUUAAAAAAAUAUAGUUUAAUAAGUGCCAAUAGCUUAAACAAAUUGGAUUAGUUUAUUUUUUAAAGAUUUACAUUGAAUUUGUGAUAACAAUUACAUUUUUUUUCUAGAGAACAUGAUCGAUGAAGAAGCGUUUCGGUUGCUUGACCACGACUCCAUAAAGGAAAUGAUAACCGCGAUUGGUCCACGACGAAAGCUGUUAAAAAAAUUAGAAGAAGAAAAGGUAUUUUACUAUUGUUAACGUGUAGCAUACAGUAUUAUUCACAGUUGGACAUAUAAUGGGUUAUAUUUGUUCUGUCUGCAACGAAGUUAUUAAUGGAAGCUGUAAGAAUCUUAUUUGGCAUAUCAGAAACCUACAUGCACUCUCAGUGGGUCCUGCUUUUACUGUCCCUGUCAAAUGUGGCCAAGAGGGUUGUUUGCAGACAUUCCGUUAUUCACUGGCCUUUAAACGCCAUAUUGAGAACAAACAUAACGAUAGUCCUCACAAUGAUGGUGAUAAUGAUAAUGAGGGUGAUGCAGAUGAUAAUCCAUUUGAUAUUAACCCCAAUAAUAAUACACCUUGUUUACCUCCCAAUGUUGAAACAGUUUUGAGUAGAAAUGAAAUAACUGAAUUUGCAGCUUCUGCAAUAGCUAAAUUAAAAGCAUCAAGCAGUAUGGUUCAGUCAAAUAUAGACCAUGUAGUUCAUGAAAGUUCAGAGUUGUUUUCAAAUGUAGUCAUGUCUCUUAAAACCAAAACUGAGCAGAUGUUAGACAACAAAGAUAUUGAAAAGGAUGACCCAGAAAGGGUAGAACUUCUUGAAGCAUUUGACAAUGCUCAACGUCCAUAUGAAAACCUGGAAACUGCAUAUCAACAAGAAAAGUACUUUUAUCAGAGUGGUCACUUUAUAAAACCCCGGGAAGUACCAUUCGCUACUGCUUUUUAUCCCCGUCACAACCCAGUUACUAAUCAUGUUGACCAGGUAGCUAGACAUGUGACAUUCCAAUACAUUCCUUUGAAAGACUUGCUUAAGCACAUACUUGAAAGCAAAGGAUUUAUGAGAGGCAUACAGCAAUAUCAACCCAGCAGAGAUGGCAUUAUGCGAGAUUUCCAUGACGGAGAAUUCUGUCGUGGACAUGUCUUUUUUUCAAAUGGAAGAAAUGUUGCCCUUCUUUUGUAUGUGGAUGAUUGCGAAAUAGCUAAUCCGCUUGGAUCAAAGGCAGGGAUACACAAGAUAGGUGUAAUUUAUUGUACCAUUUUAAAUCUACCACCCAAAUUCCGUUCAUCAUUGUGUAACUGCUAUCUUGUUGCAUUGUACAACACAGGGGAUGUUAAAACUUAUGGAUUUGAGCCUAUUUUGGCACCACUUGUAACAGACAUCAAAGAGUUGGAAAGCCGGGGACUACACAUUAGCACAGAUGUGUUUGAGGGAGAUGUCCAUGUUGGUAUUGCCCAGGUGACUGGUGACAACUUGGGACUGAAUGGCAUCUGUGGUUUUAUUGAAAGCUUUGUUGGCCAUCAUUGCUGCAGGACUUGCAAGAUGCAUCUGGUAGAAAUGCAUCGUGCAUUAACAGCAAACUCAGAUUUGCUUCGGGAUUAUGACAACUAUACUGAAGACCUGGAUCUAAAUGAUCCAUCCUCUACUGGCAUUAAAGGAGCUGUGUCGUCUACUGCGCAUACGUUUUGCGCAUAUAGCAAUUUUGAAAACUACAGGCUGUAGUUUUCAAAGUUAGCAUAUCCAAGAUGGCGGCUACUGGGGAGCUAGCGCGUGGCGGGAGACGCGAGAAUUCAGGACGAAAAAGGAAAUACGAUGGUUCGGUAUCAUCGCAAAAGGGGUGGAACAGUCAACACAGGCGAAUAUACCUUUCGUUGAAAAUAUUCGAGGCAUGGAGAGAUGCGAAAACAGAGGCUGGAUAUCAAGCAUCUAGCGAUUGCGACUUCGCUUGCCAUUUGUUGUCAUUGGAAUAUCGCAGAAGGUAAGGAUAUCAUAUUUCGUAUUUUCGUUUGCAAAUACAUAUUGUAUAAUAAACAGCUGAACUUAUAUUUUAUUCCAAUAUCUAAGGGAGCAACAACCUAGACAACAUCACAAGGGAACUGAGACUGCAACGACAAAUAUAAGUGAAUCAGACCAGCAGGAACUCACCGAAGGUAAACUCAAACGAAGCUUUAAAUUACUAUAUAAUAAAUGUAAAUAUUACUAUUUAAUGCCAUGCAAUCCUAAUGAUGUUUAUUUUACGUUUUUUAAUAUUUUAUAAUUCAUUGAUAUAAAUUAUUAUUAUUUUUUAGGUUCAAUGAUAUCAACUCCCCUAAAGGACAUACCUAUUUAUCCCAUGACCAUUCCAUCUGUGUCUCCGAUAUUGGGAAGUCAAGAGGACUCUGAAAGAUUUGUGGACACUGAUGUAUCCCUUAAUCAAAGGUAUUUUAUUAGCCAUAUUUGACAAUUCAUGAAUUCAAAGGGUUGCAUUACUAGUGACACAAUCAUGAUAGUAACAUUGCUUUCUCAUGUCUUGAGGAAAAAGUGGGGGGGGGGGGGGGAUGAAAUAAAAAUAAAUGCCAGAAAAGCACUAGUUGAUAAAGUAAGAGCAAUAAUCAAGGUAAGGUACCUGGUAUAGGUUUUAUUCCACAACCCACAGAAAUCAGUUUCUCACAUGUACUGUCUGUAUAAUACUUAUAGUAAAACUUAUUUUUAUUAAAUACAGCUCAUCUAUUGACCUGUGUAAAGGCAAUACAUCUAUGUUUACCGAUGACGAGGGAGAAAUUACUGAUGACAACAGUUCAGAGGAAGAUAUCAGGUAUGUUUUUAGUUCAAUGCCCUCAGAAGUUACAUUUAUUAUGGUAUAAUUAAGGUAACAUAUGAUGUUUGUUUGGGAUGUUACUUUGAUUGUAUAUCCCCACUGGGCAAGCCUGAAAAAUAUGCCUGGCCACAGUGGAAAUCAAACCUACAACCUGUGGAAUACUAGCCCAAUGCUCUGCCAACUGAUCUAUGUGGUCAGGUUGGUUCGGGUAUGUGAUAUUUUGAGAUUCAAUUCCGAGUAACAUCACAAACUUUAUAUGCACCUGAGUACAUAACACCAACACAGGAAAAAUUAAUGUAACAUAUAUUUUUACAGCUUACAUGACCUUACAAAGUCAAUUCUGGAAGAAUUGAAUGCUGAACAAGAGGACAUGACAAGACAAAGUGACUCUGAGUAAGUUGUUAUAUAUGUUUAAUUUAAUCUCCAUUCAAGGAUGCUAUGUAGUAAUAGAGUAUCUGUCAUAAUUAGUGGUUUUAACUCUAAAGAUAUGUUUCUGUAUAAAUUACUGCACCACAACAAUAAUUUUUGCAGUCAUGUUAAAUCUAAAAUAUAUUUUAUUAAUAGUGUCAUGAAUGAAAUUAGUGAUGAUGAAAGUGUUGGGCUAGCGGAUGACAUUUUUGAAAUGGUGACUGAAGAAGAUGCAGAACACGAGACAGAUGACAUGAACCUGCAACAACAAUCACAUUCCACCACUGAGUGUACUGACACCUUUGGACCGCAUUGCAGAUUCACCAGAGGGGAUGAGGUGUAUUCGAUGAAGAAGGAAUACAAAAUGGUAAAAGAAAAAAAAUUUGUAUGCUCUCUUGAUUUACUGCUUCAGAUCUUUCAGUCGCGAUGUCAGACACCUGGAUGCACAGCUGAAAGUCAAAUCCAGUAUCACUUCAUUGGUGUUACUGUGGUUAUCAACAGUGUUUGUUCAGAGGGGCAUAAAUAUAGAUUCUGUUCUUCACCUCAAGUGAAUAAUAUUUAUGCCAACAAUCUUCAAGCAGCAACCUCCCUUUUGUUCUCUGGCAAUCAAUUUUCUAAAAUUGAGCGGAUGGCAAAGUUUUUUAAUCUGGAGUUCCUGUCAAGUUCCACCUACUACAGAUUUCAAAGACUAUACCUUAUUCCAGAGAUAAAUGAGUGGUGGUCUGGCAUGAGGAAAGAAAUUCUUGUAGAGUUUGCGGAGAAGGAGAUUGUUGUUGGUGGUGAUGGUCAAUGUGACUCACCAGGCUUCAACGCCAAGAAUCUUUGUUACUUCAUCAUGGAGGAAAGUACAAAUCAUAUUCUUGACGUUGAAGUUAUGGACAAGAGACACGUUGGCCUUGUAUCCACCAACAUGGAGAAGGAAGCCGUACAGCGGUGUCUAGAUCGACUCACCAAGGAAGUAAAAGUUGGUGAGUUGGUGACUGAUGCAUCCACAACUGUAAAGGCAUUGCUGGGUAAGUUGAUAUUAUAA
Messenger RNA from Paramuricea clavata, 4606 nucleotides. The record is from the annotation of a GenBank genome assembly. NCBI's taxonomy places the organism in Eukaryota, Metazoa, Cnidaria, Anthozoa, Malacalcyonacea, Plexauridae.